This is a messenger RNA of Torulaspora globosa, 852 nucleotides long. Its product is annotated as aldo-keto reductase superfamily protein. Bases 1 to 852 code for a protein of 283 amino acids. Gene Ontology annotation, molecular function: oxidoreductase activity. The record is from RefSeq and is a predicted model, not a curated record. The transcript has a single exon. Lineage: Eukaryota; Fungi; Ascomycota; Saccharomycetes; Saccharomycetales; Saccharomycetaceae.
AUGACAGUACAAAGACACUACACAUUGUCAAAUGGUGUCAAGAUCCCAAGUCUUGCUCUCGGGACUUAUGACAUACCACAACAUGAUACCGCAAAAGUUGUGCAUGAAGCUUUGAAAUGUGGUUACAGACAUUUCGACACUGCUGUCCUGUAUCGCAACGAAAGGCAGGUGGGUGAAGGCAUCUACCAAUGGUUACAGGACGACCCGGAGAAUAAUAAACGUGAAGACGUCUUCUAUACCACAAAGCUUUGGAACAGUCAGAAUGGAUACGAGCCCGCUAAGCGAGCUAUCAGGGAAUGUAUCGAGAAGGUCCAGAACUUGGGCUACAUCGACUUGCUUUUAAUACAUUCUCCUUUGAGCGGAUCAAAGAAAAGACUAGAAACUUACAGGGCCAUGCAAGAGGCUGUCGACGAGGGCCUGGUCAAAUCCAUAGGUGUUUCCAAUUACGGGCAGCACCACAUUGAAGAGCUGCUAAAUUGGAGCGGACUGAAAUACAAGCCAGUAGUGAACCAGAUUGAGAUCUCUCCCUGGUGUAUGCGAACCGAACUGGCAAAGUGGUGCCAGAGCCAAGGCAUUUUAGUUGAAGAUUAUGCGCCUUUGACUCAUGGGUACAAAUUGAAGGAUCCACAACUGCAGAAAGUGGCCGACGAAGUGAGAAAGAACACAGGUCAGGUCCUGAUCAGAUGGUCCCUGCAAAAGGGCUAUUUGCCAUUACCUAAGACUAAAACCAUCGGGAGGCUGCCAGGCAACUUGAACGUCUACGAUUUCGAACUGACUCAGAAGCAAAUGAAAGCGAUCGAACACCCGGAGGCUCAUGAACCUACUGACUGGGAAUGUACAGAUGCUCCAUAG